This is a messenger RNA of Cavenderia fasciculata, 444 nucleotides long. RefSeq lists its product as uncharacterized. Bases 1 to 444 code for a protein of 147 amino acids. The transcript has 2 exons. NCBI's taxonomy places the organism in Eukaryota, Evosea, Eumycetozoa, Acytosteliales, Cavenderiaceae. The record is from RefSeq and is a predicted model, not a curated record.
AUGACCAAUCAAUCGAAUUUGAUUGUCAAGAUGUUAAUAUUGAUACACUCAGCUACGAUCAACUAUCCAACUCUAUUCAAUAUCUACGAGUUAUUUAUCGAUUAUGUAUUAUCAGAUGGAAGACCAACAUUCUCUAGAACAUCAAUCGUCAACAAAACUGCCUCGUCAUCAAAUGAUCAACAAUCAACUCUGCUAAUUGGAAUUAGUAUGCCCCAAUCAUCAGAAAGCAUCAUCGAUCCAGAUUUCACACCAUUAUUAAUCGACAAGAGCAGCGAUAGUGGAUGUGACAGUAAAUCAAAUACGUGGAGGAUCGUCGUUGGAGUCGUAGUCGGAGUAUUCGGUGUUGUUGCCAUUGCAGUGGCAUCCAUUAUUUUGGUUCAAAAGAAAAGGGUGGCUAAAAGAUACAAUGCAGAUAUGCAACAUAAACUCGCUAGAAUGAACUAA